This is a messenger RNA of Prunus armeniaca (apricot), 333 nucleotides long. NCBI's taxonomy places the organism in Eukaryota, Viridiplantae, Streptophyta, Magnoliopsida, Rosales, Rosaceae. The record is from the annotation of a GenBank genome assembly.
AUGGACUUCGUUUUCAAACUUCCACGUACUUCAAGAGGUUCAAUAGGGCAUGAAGGAAUUUGGAUGAUAGUUGACCAACUCACCAAAUCCGCCCACUUCCUACCUAUUAAAGAAACCUAUUCCUUGAUGAAACUGGCUAAGCUCUUUGUGGAUGAGAUAAUGAGAUUGCAUGGAGCGCCUGUGUCCAUUGUGUCGAAUAGGGAUGCUAGAUUUACAUCUCGCUUUUGGAAGUGUUUACAUAAGGCUAUGGGUACUAGGUUACGGUUUAGUAUGGCUUUUCAUCCAAAAACUGAUGGACCUAAAGGACGAUUCAGACCUUGGAAGAUAUGUUGA